Molecule: messenger RNA, 1724 nt
Organism: Cyprinus carpio (common carp)
Lineage: Eukaryota; Metazoa; Chordata; Actinopteri; Cypriniformes; Cyprinidae
Gene: snx24
Product: sorting nexin 24
Molecular function (GO): phosphatidylinositol phosphate binding
Source: RefSeq, a predicted model, not a curated record
AAUUUCCAGCAAAUGUUUAUUUUUUGGGUGCCGGGCUGAUGAUGUAUUUCCCUGUCAGGAGCACAGGUGGCAGCAGUGCAUCUGCAGACGCGUGCGCGCGAUGGAGAAGAAGCGCGUGGAAUAUUUCAAUUCUUCUCAUGUCAGGCGCCCAGUGAACUUGACAACCAUUAAUAUUACAGUGAAGGACCAGCCAAAAAUCUCGUACAGUUAUUUGACCUGUUGUUCCACAUAAUACCGGAUCAUGCAUCCUAUAGAAGUGUCAAUCCCGUCUUUUCGGUCGGAGGGCAGUAACGCGGAGAAGGGCUACACGGUUUUUAAGAUCGAGGUGCUCAUGUGUGGUAGACAGCAUACUGUCGAGAAAAGAUACAGUGAAUUUCACGCUCUGCAUAAAAUGAUUAAAAAGCUCAUUAAACCUCCAGAAAUCCCUUCGAAGCAUGUGAGGAACUGGGUGCCGAAGGUUCUCGAGCAGAGGAGACAGGGACUCGAGCUCUACCUCCAGACUAUAAUCAUGGAAAAUGAGGUUCUUCCAAAGAUAUUCUUGGAUUUCCUCAAUAUCCGCCAUUUCCCGUCACUGCCGAAAACUGAGAGUUGUGGGUCAUUUGAAACUGAAUCAGAGGAAUCAAGUAAACUGACACAUCAACCAGCACUUCUCUUCCUGAGGGAUCCCUAUCUGCUGCCUACCACCAACGAUACGUUUUCUAAUAUGGUUAUUGAAGGUGUGAUACGUGGAAUAUUUUACCCAGACUUCCAGCCGAGGUAGAUCUCAGCACUACGGAUGACGUCACAUCACACAAGUUCUCGGAUAAAAGGGGAUUCGUAUUACCAACACUAAAUCACGCAGCUCCAUUCAUUACAGCAUUGAGACUGUAGUUUGGCAUCAGCACUCCAUGAGUUUCUGGUUUGUUUUUGUGUUCUGUAUUUGCACGAAUUGAGAUUUUAGUUUUACACAAAGUAACCAUUCAUAUCGACUAUCAAAUCAAGGUCUCAUUUAAUAGCAGAAGCACCUCUGCAUAUACUUGCACAUGUCUCCUCGUGUCAUAUAUGAGGUCAGAAGGACGUCUGAUCCACUGACUCCAAGUGAGGUGACUUCUAAAAUAAGGAAAUUGUUGGAUGAGCCUUGAACCUUUUCAUUAUGUACCAAAUUAUUGUAUGAACCUUAUUGUGUUUCUUUGUUUUUGAUUACCAGCCUUGGCUUAUAAUUAGCAAAAAGGGAAGUACUGAAUGAAGCAAACCGGUGUAAAGCCAAUCUAAAUGUCUUGUAUCAUGUUACAGCCCAAAACUGUGAAAAAGAGCUGUUGUUAAAAGUACGAAACGUAGCGCUCUCCACUGCUAACCUGCAGCUACGUAAACCAUUUUCAGUGGAUUCUCUUCUUUGAAAAUGCUGUUUAGUCUGGACUAAUAUUAGUCUAAUGUUUUUAGGAACUUCACUGUGUAGUAAGAGUGCAUGAACACUAGCUAUUCACUACUGUUGGAAGUAGAAUGCAGUUUGAGAAGUCUAAAUGUUAUAAAGCUGAUGGUCAAACUGACACAGGAUUUAUUAUGUACCAUUUCAAGCAGUUCUAGAUCUGAAUUCUGCGUAUGGACAAUGUGCCAUUCCAUUAUGUGUGUUUUAUUGUUGAUACUUUGGAUUGACUCGUGCACUUUAACAAGGGUGAAAAGAUCAGUUGUAACUGGAUAUCAUUUUAAACCUGACAGCAAUAAACAUCACAUUUAUUCAUUCAUUA